CCCAAACCUCAAUGAACAAGUCUUCUAAUAUAGACCUCGUAGGCCCCGUGAGCCUGCAAACUUCACCGCAAUUCCCCAAUCCGCCCUAAGCCUCAUUUCCAGCACUUUUCGACCUGCCGAGUCGGUCUUGGCGAAUCUUUCACUCAUCUGGAUUGAUUAUACAAUCAAGAAAUUUGAUUCUCUGGAAAGGUUAAAAUUGUUUCUUAGCCGGUCGCCACAAGGAAAUAUGUCAAGACCAACUCAAAGACCCAUCAAACGCCUUCUCGUUGCGAACAGAGGCGAAAUAGCAACACGAAUUAUAUCUUCAGCUCGAGAACUUGAUAUUGAGACACACGCGAUAUAUGUGUCUGGGGACAUGUCCCAUGCCGCACGAGCAGCCAAUGCAAUCGAACUACCAUCGGCAGCAUCCUUCAUGAACAUUGAUGCGCUUAUUGAGAUCGUCAAGAAAUAUCAAAUCGAUGCUGUACAUCCCGGUUAUGGCUUCCUUUCGGAAUCUGAAGUGUUCUCCAAGCGAAUGUGGGAAGAAGCCUGUGCUAUGGUGGUAGGUCCUGGAUGGGGUAUCUUGGAGAAUACAGGGGACAAGCUGAAAGCGAGACAGCUUGCUGAGAGGUACAAUGUCCCUGUGUCUCCAGCUCUACGCAAGCCCACCAACAGCGUGGAACAUGUACGGCAGUUCGCAUCCGAGACUGGCUACCCAAUCAUGGUCAAAGCGAUAGACGGUGGAGGCGGUCGAGGCAUUCGACUCAUUCAAAGCGAAGAGCAGCUGGCCUCUUUAGUGAAGCGGGCAGUCGAGGAGAGCCCCUCUAAGCAGAUAUUCGCAGAGAAGGCAGCAAUCAAUGGCUUCCGCCACGUUGAAGUGCAGAUUAUCGGCGAUGGAACCGGAAACGUUACACACCUCUGGGAACGCGAGUGCAGCAUUCAAAGGCGAUACCAGAAAGUGGUGGAGCUAGCGCCGAGUGUCAUACCUGAUCGCAAACUGAUCGCGAAGGUCAUCGAGGAUGCACUCAGGAUGGCUAGGCAUAUCCAGUAUUUCUCCUUAGGCACAUUCGAGUUCCUUGUAAAUCCGAGCAACAGAGAAUACUAUUUCCUAGAAGUCAACCCGCGGUUACAAGUCGAACACACAAUUACGGAGUCUAUUACUACGACGGAUAUUGUCAAAGCUCAGCUACUGCUUGCUCAAGGCGCCAGCCUGGAAAGUUGUGGUUUACCCAACGCCAAACGUGACCCGGAACUCACACCUCCAGCACACUCAAUACAGCUUCGUAUAACAGCGGAGAAUGUACAGAGUGACUGGUCCCUGUCAAUUGGUAAGAUUACCUCCUUUCGAUUUCCUACAGGCAACGGAAUCCGCGUCGAUACACAUCUCAUCAACGGUCACGCUUCCGUUGUAUCGGCAGACUUUGACAGCCUACUUGCUAAGCUCAUUAUCACGGCAUCUUCUUGGAGAGAUGCGGUCCGAAAGGCUCAAAGAGCCUUAGAUGACACUCAAAUCAGUGGUGUGAAGACCAAUCUUGAUGUUCUAAAGGCCAUCGUUGCGCAUUCUGAUUUCCUAGAGGGCCAAUGUGAUACACAAUGGCUAGAAAGCAAACAACAAGAGCUUCUUCACUGUGGACAACUCCUCUCCGCUUCCCGGCAAAUCAAUCUGGCUGCAGACACCACAAGCACAUCUUCGAGUGCUGUAAUAUCAACACCAAACACACUUUUUCGCAAGGGCGAUGCAUGGUCGAUGGCCAUAUCUACUCCUGAUGAUGUAAAGCACAAAGGCGAGCAACUACCAUACCACCUUGAGCUAACCCGUGUUCUGCGCAACGAGUUUCCUACCUCGUUAAGUGCCGAGUUUCUCUUCACAACGCCGUCUGCAUCAUCUUCUGCCAGGCCUCAUUCCACACCUUACACAAUUACCUUGAGCGCAACAUCCGCCAGUGCGUCAGCGGCAACUUCACAUCACAGGCGCGGCAACCCAUCAGACCCUUCACAUAUAAACAUCCCUUUCCCGGGCAAACUGGUUGAAGUCCUGGUCGAUGAAGGUGACGUGGUCAAGGAAGGCGAUGUGAUUUGUGUAGUGCAGCAAAUGAAAAUGGAACUCGAAGUUCGAUCGCCAAAGAGUGGGAGAGUGACUUGGGUUACCGAGGCGGAAGAUGGAGAAGAUGUUACAGAGGGGACGUUGGCCGCUGUUAUAGAGAGUGAGAAGGAGGCUAGGUUAUAGACGCGACAACCCUGCACGGCCACCAGGAUCGCGAUCUUGUUAGUCCAUGUUCUUCCGAUCCUAUCAGAAAUGCAGGUGUCGGUCGCGUCAUGAUCCCUAGAUCUCGGCCACUAGCGGCGGGAGUCCCUUGCGCUAAACGCAUUCAACCUUCAUCUAAACGUCAUGAUUUCAAGAUGUCAAAGACUAUGUCACAGCAGACCAUAGGCUGCAAUAGGCCUGAGAAAGCCCGUGAAUUGACGUCC
This is a messenger RNA of Cucurbitaria berberidis CBS 394.84, 2448 nucleotides long. RefSeq lists its product as uncharacterized. The record is from RefSeq and is a predicted model, not a curated record. The transcript has 4 exons. Lineage: Eukaryota; Fungi; Ascomycota; Dothideomycetes; Pleosporales; Cucurbitariaceae. Gene Ontology annotation, molecular function: metal ion binding; ATP binding. The coding region runs from base 227 to 2206 and encodes 659 amino acids.